AUGGCUUCUUUCAGAGUGGAUCAUAUUCUCAAUAACCAAGAGGAGGACAGUAACCCCGACGACGACGAACCAGGUAUAAAAGAUCUUACGGCCGCCUCUCAAGUUCAGACCACCCAAGUAGUUGAUGAUCGGAAAUCCGAGUCAUCUGUUCCAUCCGGAAAUACUAGUGUAAGCAGUAACGGUUUUGGACGAGUUGACUUCAGUGCCCUGUUACAGCAGCAUCAGUCACACCCCUCAUGCCUCAAUUUAUCCUCAUUAUUAGCUCUCCAAGAGAGUGAAUACUUCCAACUACCUAGAACAGAUCCUAGCUUCUUCACCAAUGCUACUUUACAGAAUCAUCAAAAGCAACAACAACAUUAUCAGACCCAAAAGCAGCAGAUAAUGCGAGCAGCGGAAAAUGGGGAGCAACUUCAAGGCAUGCCGAGUGGGGUCGGUGCUAGCAAACAUCGAAGAGCUCGAACGGCUUUCACGUAUGGUCAGUUAGUUGCCCUAGAGAGUAAAUUCAAGACAACUCGAUAUCUAUCAGUUUGUGAGCGAAUGAACAUGGCAUUGUCUCUCAACCUAACGGAAACCCAGGUGAAAAUAUGGUUCCAAAAUCGACGAACUAAGUGGAAGAAGGAGAAUCCCACUGAACAGCACCACCAAUCAUCCACCUCCUCCUUGAACUCCCGUAAACAAAUCAACAGUCCCGACCAACCACUCUAUUACGGUGGUCUUGGGAGCAACCAGUCAGAUGUGAGUGAAAUGAGUCCUCCCUCCUCGAGUAUCCCAGAGUCUCCACCUACAAGAGACCACCAAAGGGAAGAUGGAACAAAUGCCGUAUUGCUAGCUUAUGUUUUCAACCAGUUGAGAAAUUCGCUUCACAAAGAAGAAAAAAGCACUAAUGAGGAUGAAAUUUUGCAGUCAUUUUCAAACAACAGCAAUAACAACAACAGUAGUACUUCGGCUACAAUCGACCACAUAAGCACAAACGGACGAUCCAGCAAAGGAGAAGCUGAACAACUAGAACUGCGUACAGGAAGCUGA
This is a messenger RNA of Rodentolepis nana, 1026 nucleotides long. The record is from the annotation of a GenBank genome assembly. Lineage: Eukaryota; Metazoa; Platyhelminthes; Cestoda; Cyclophyllidea; Hymenolepididae.